This is a messenger RNA of Dichomitus squalens LYAD-421 SS1, 963 nucleotides long. RefSeq lists its product as uncharacterized. NCBI's taxonomy places the organism in Eukaryota, Fungi, Basidiomycota, Agaricomycetes, Polyporales, Polyporaceae. The transcript has a single exon. Bases 1 to 963 code for a protein of 320 amino acids. The record is from RefSeq and is a predicted model, not a curated record.
AUGCGUCUCCUCGACACGCGGACAGGUCUCUUCGUCUUCGCCCACGAUCCUCGCCAGAUACGCUAUGCGAUUGUCUCGCAUACAUGGGACCCGAACGGAGAGCAGUCCUAUCAAGUCGUACUGGAGAUCCACAAGCGCUACAAGCAUAUCUUUGCGCAGACCCCACCCCACACAUCCGAUGAUGCCACAAUCGAAGUGCAGCCUGAUCCCAUCUACGACUCCAUGGCGGCAUCGGGGAGCCCCGACGACAGCCCUGCGGGUGCUGGCAAAAUGGCUCCCCCCGAGAGUUCGAAGAAUUCUGCAUCCGCAGACGAUACCAGGAGCCCAGCGUCCGAAGACAGUGCGGAGAGCCCCGAUUCUGAGGGGGACGCGAAGAGCCGAGUGUCCGAUGGCGCAGAGAGCGCAAAGAGUCCUGACUCCGGAUACGGCACUCACACUGAAGAGUGGUAUCCCUGCUCCACCCCACGAGCUCUGUCAAUGGUCGGCGGCGUACCUAUGGGCGACCUUCCUCCUUGGGAAGAGCAGCGGUGUAUCGGCGUCUCCAGCCGCUUCCGGUACCCCUCGACAAACCCAAAGUGGGCUGUCUUUGAGCUCCAUGGUCCCACGCAGAAAACGGUGCGUACACUGCGGAUCAGUUUCCGCCGGGGCGAGCGCGGAGACCCCUCUGAGAUCAUGCGCGCCCGGGUCGCCUUGGAGCUGUCGGAGCCGCACAUGUCGACGAAGAUAUCGGAGGGCCCGUCGAUCCCCUCUGACUACACCCCAGUGGAGCCCGACAAGGAUAGGGUAUUGCGCGAGCACCAGGGGACGAAGGACACGCUGAUGCUGUAUAUGUGGAGGCACUGGUCCACAAGCACGUGCGUACAUGCGCCCGAAGGCCCGGUCUUCGAACGAUCUGCUGCGUUGGUUAACAUGCUCGGGGAGGAAAGCAAUGAGUCGCGGUGCAACCCUUGGCAAUUGUGGUGA